Monodelphis domestica (gray short-tailed opossum) is the source of this 10295-nucleotide messenger RNA. RefSeq names its product polycystin family receptor for egg jelly-like. Lineage: Eukaryota; Metazoa; Chordata; Mammalia; Didelphimorphia; Didelphidae. The record is from RefSeq and is a predicted model, not a curated record. Gene Ontology annotation, cellular component: membrane. Gene Ontology annotation, molecular function: protein binding; calcium channel activity. Gene Ontology annotation, biological process: detection of mechanical stimulus.
GACAGGGUGCCCAGAAGGCCUGGGCUACAAACCAGAGGAGGAAAGGGGGGUGAAGGGCAUCAGAGGAGAGAGCCAAGAAGACUGAAGAGCAUUGCAGAGAAGCAGGUGCCAGGGAUCACAUGCAGGGGUGGAUGGGGAGGGGGUUGAUACCAAUUGAGCAGCCAGCCCCUGCCCUGCCUGCCCCCAGGCCUUGUGGCCUUCAGCCCGAGGAGCAGCCUGUUCCCAGCCUCCACUGCUUGGGGCUCAGAGUAGGGAAGAGCUGAGGGACCCAUGCUGCCCAUGGAUUGCCAGCUAGCUGGACCCCAGCCAGAGGAGGGGGAGGGAAACAUUGUCCUCCAGCCAAUGGCAAGAGAUCCUCCUCUCUCCUGCUCUUCCCUUCUUCCCCCCACCCCAAUGGCUCAGGGCUGCUGAAGCUUCUACACCCAUGAAGCUAGGAGCCACAGUCAGGAAAAAGGUGCUAAAGAUGAUUAGUGUGGCAUUCCUUGGCAAAGGAGCAGUGAGCCAAUUCUCCCUCCCCACCUCCUUUUCUUGCCUUUCCUCCUCCUUCCCCUCCCUCCUCCUUCCCCUCCCUCCUCCUUCCUCUGUCCUCCCCCUCUUCCCCCUCUUCCUCCUUCCCUCUACCCCCUUUGAUUUGCAGUCACAGGAUGCCUAAAGUAAAUGCAAAGGAAAGAGCCAAUGGCCAGAGCACUCUGUUGGGAAGGUAGGGGAGCGAGGGGUGAGAAGGCAGGAGCAAGAGAGGCCUGUGCAGGACAGGAGGCUCAGGUUGUUGUUUUGUAAGGGAGAUGGUGGUACCCUCAGUGCCCUGGAACUUUGACCCAUCUACGUCUCUCUUCGGGACCCAGAUGAGGAAGAGCUUCUUUUUUCCCCCCUUGAUUUCCUCUCCUCCCAGAAGCUUGGGGAAGAGGCCAGGCCUACAGAUGAGGAAACUGUAUGUAGCCCAGGGAAAUGAGAGCAGAGCCCCAUGGCUGAUCACUAGCACUUGUCCUGCUCCUUAGCAUGGGGGCUCUAUGCAGAUUAUUUAACCUCCUCUAUAAAAUGUCUGUAGCUAUCAGUCCACAAGUCACUGAACACCGUUGCCUCAGUUUGCUCCUCUGUAAAAUGGGCUGGAGAAGGAAAGGACAAACCACUGUAGCAUCUUUGCCAGAAACCCCCAAAGGGCAAAGAAUGGGACACAACUGCCACGACUGCACAGCCCCAAGGAGAAUGGGUUCCUAAACACUGAAGUGCCUACUGUGUGUGGGGCACUGGUUGGGGGGGGGGGCACACAGACAGGCUGAAAGAGCCAUUCCAUGGGGCAGAUCCAAGCACCUCCAGGACUCUGGUAGCAGCACUUCAAUACGGAAAAGCAAAUCAAGGCACAUGGACCCAAGGUAGACAAGAGCAAUGGGGGAGGCAGGGCAGGUGCUCCUGGAGCUGCUUCAUUAAAGAAGCAGCGGGUCCUCGGUGCCCUGGUCAGGGAAAUUGCGGGUUGGAGGAGGGUCUCUGAGGCCCUGCUACUGUCCAGCUCAGUCCUGCGACUGGAGGCUGCGAGUGUGCGGGGAAGAGCGAGGGGAGCCGCCCGGAUCUCGGAGCUCUUUCUUGCCUCUAGUAUGGAGACUAGGUGGGGCGCGGAAGCCCUCGGCAUCUCCCUGGUGACAAUGGGCGCCGGGCUCGCGAGCCGCAGGGAGACACGCAGACGCGGACACACACGCGUACUCGCACAGGUACUCGCACACGCCCGCCGCAGGGCGAUCGAGUUGAGCGAGGAGGGAGCGAGCGCGGACCUGCAGGAGGCGGACGUUGGCCCAGCGCGUCGGGAGCGGGUCUAAGCGGGGAGGAUGCUGAGGGGAGGAGCGCUCCUUUGCUUCUUGCUGCUGUUGCCGCCGCGGCUGCUGCCCCUCCACAGAAGCUCCCCCAGCAUUGCGCCUGUUGCUUCAGCUCCAGCCCGUCGGGCCUCCAGGCAGAGCCUCCAGCGGCGCCUCCAAGUUCUCCUUUUGCCCUCCCGUGGGUCCCACCGGGGCCCCGAUUUCCCCCCGAACCCUCGCCCAGGGCCCAAUUUGGGGUUCCCUUUAGGCCAGGACCCUGAGCCUGACCCUGUAGCGGCCUCAGAUUGUGGCUCCAAAUGGGACCUGGCUCUAGGCUCCAAGCCAGCUCCAGGCCCAGGUUGCCAGGGUGCCCUCUGCCCUCCCCUCCCUCCCCAGUUCAAACCCAGAUCAGGUCCCAGCUCUGUUCCUGGGAGGCCAGCAGAGGCUGCCUUGCUUCAUAUUCUCAGUGCAAGUUCCCUUCCCCUUUCCCAGAGGUCCUCUGGGGCCCUCCACCUCUCUUGGGGCCUCCAGCCCAGCGGGUCCAAGCUGACCUUCAGGCUGUACCAGCCCCAGGGCCAAGACCACCACCAGGUCUGGAAGGUGACCUGCAACCCUUAUCUUGGGGCUGGUGGUGGCCUCUUCUGUAGCCCUGGCCCUAGCCCUGACCUAGGAGCCCCUAAGUGGACACUGGCCCACCUCCUCUUGCCAGGCCGAGGCUGGGCCUGGGGCUCCCGCCAGGUCAUUGGGCCAGCCCUGGAGGGAGACCUGCACCUGGUCAACAGCACCCUAGGCAUCCGAGCCAGGGGCAGCACUCUGAGCCUGAAUCUCCGACAGGCCCAGACAGGCUCCCAUGGACAUGGCAUCUAUUACUCCAGGGCAGCCCCAGGCCAUGGCAGGGCUUGGCAGGCCCAGACCCAUCUCCUUUUCUAUCAGCAGCAAGGCCUGUCCUGGCUGUUUGCCUUGGAUCGCUGGGACCGUCUGAGUGUGCAUCUCUCUCUCAGCCCCAAAGGGGUGGCCUUCUUUGGGUGCAGGCCCCCCAGAGACCUGGAAGUCCACUUCUUCAGCAGCAGCCCCUUGAAGGCCAAUGGGCUCUUCUACCUGCUCUGGUUCAUCCCCUUACAGCAUCCUCUCCUGCGUCCCCAGUGGACUUUUCACCUCCAGCUCCCUGGGACCAGCCUUGGGCUCAACCGGACAUACACGUACCAGGAUCGAAUCCCCAGAGCCUCCCGCUUCAUCCAGCGCUCGGUCUUGCCAUUCCGCCCUGACGGCUAUGCAGGCUUCGUGGAGAAAGCCAACUGCGCCACCAGCAGCCUGGAGCCAGUCAUCUUAGAAGCCUCCUUGGACAAGUAUGGUUCCAAAGUGCUCAGGACCCCCGUAGCAUGUGUUCAGAACCCCUGCUACAUCAAGAGGAUGAAAAUCCUGUUGAAUGCCCCUAUUGAGAGAGGCCUGAUUGCGCCGCAUUAUGAUAAUAGUGUUCUUGUAGAGGUCAUCUGUUCUGUCCCCUACAACAGCUCCCACCACUGGUCUGUCUUUAAAUUACCAUCGGAUACAGAUCCCAAGCCAUCAAAGGAAAAUAUUGUAACAGGCCAAAAAAGCACCUUUUCCGUUCCAUCGACUAUCUUGAAACCGGGCACAUACCGUUUGAAUUACACACUGACCAUCACCACUUCUGAGCAGGUGGCAACAAGUUCUACGUUUAGAGAUUUUACUGUUAGUCCACCAAUCCUUUAUGCCUAUAUUGAAGGAGGGCCUGCCCGCUCUGUCCCUUUCAAUAAGCGUUGGACUUUGGAUGGGUCACGCUCCCGCAACGUUUGGUAUUACACGGAUCCUAAAAUCAUGAAGUACCGCUGGUACUGUACCACCAACUAUACCUACUUCAUAAUUGGGAACCUCCCUGCCUCAAGCCGAGAUAGCUGCCUUCCUAAGCUGCCAGAUGUGCGUUGGUUUAAAGCAACGAGUCCUGUGGUCACCGUGUCACCAGGAACACUCCGGGGCAACCGGACUUAUUAUUUCAUCCUGGUGGUUUCAUUGUUUAGCAAUCGAGCAUAUGCAUAUCAGAAUGUCACUGUGGAGCCUGGCCCUCCACCGAAAAUGAAGUUCUCCUGUAUUGAAAAUUGUGGAAAGCUCUUAGUUGUACCAGAUCGCCUUUCCUUGUCUAGCAAAUGCUUAGACUGUGGGGCCAGGCCUAUGAAGUAUUUGUGGUCACUCAUGGACUCCACAAAGACAGAGAUUCCUUUUAAUUGGACACACUGGAGCACUACUGGAAGAACCAGUACUUACCUGACAAUUAAAGCUUUUGCUUUUAAGGAUUUUCAAGACAAGAUGUGUUCUGCUAUUCUGCAUGCAUCAGGAUGGGGUGGGAACUUCUUAGUGGCUAACCAUUCCUUUUAUGUCAAUUCUCCACCUCGCAAUGGUUACUGUGACAUUCACCCCAACAAAGGCGUUGCCCUGUUCACCAAAUUUGUCGUCCGCUGUAGCGGCUUUAUAGAUGAGAACUUACCUCUGCAUUUUAAAGUCAUAGCUUCGAAUUUCUGGGGUGUGGAUAAUAGCAGUACUGUAGCUGACAAUACUCUGGGGACUGUGAUGUACUUUGGGCUUGAAUCUGUGACUCCUCCUUCCUUUCUUCCUAUUGGGAUGCCAGUCAAUCACUACAUGGUGAGGGUAUAUGCUCAGGUCUACGAUUUUCUUGGGGCCUUCUCCCAAGUGACCCUGCAUGCCACUGUGACUUCUCCCCAGGACAGAGCCUCCCCAAAUACCGUGUUGAAUUACUUGUUAAGCCUCACCCAGAACACAACUGGUACGAUGAUGACCACUCUGUUUCAGAAAGGAGACUUUGUCCAAGCAGGUUAUCUUGCCUAUCUGGCGGUUUCCCUUUUAAAUGAUGUGACACCUCCACCCAACUUACAAGCACAAUACUCUGAAAUCCAACAUCACCUCUUGAACGUUUGCCGCCACCUACCCACCACGACCUUGGAGGAGAUUAACCAAGUGACAGUAAUGAUUAUGGGACUCACCAAGAAAGGCUCUGGCUUGACUGCAGAGGGCCAGAAGGCGGCCACCAGCAGGCUAAUAGAAAUAAACUUGGCACUACAGAGAUUGAAGGAAAAGGAAAAAGAAUUCCUUUCUGAACAAAUACAAAUAGUGAGUACUAGCAUCUUGUCCUGUUUGUCUAAUAUCCUCAAAAGUGAGAUUAAUGAGGAUAUGAUUAAUGAGACUCUCCAUGUCAUAGAACUGCUAGCAAGUACAGUUUUAGCUGUUAAAUCCCCUGGGGAGAUGGAGACGGUCGUAACAUCCCCACACCUCAGAAUAAGUGUCUGGAAAGAUGAAAAGCGUAAUGUCAACGAUGCCUUCUUAGCCCAAAAAGACUGCCAAAAUUGCUUUUACCCAACGUUGAGAAAAAAUGACUCUGAGUACUUGGCCAGAGGUGGUCCCAUUUCUACUGCAUUUUAUGAGUUCAAGCAAGAGCUUUCGACAAGUGAAGAUACAGGCCUCUCUACUGAUGUGGUGGGCUUCCAGAUGAGUGAGAUCAAAGAGAAUGGGAACAUCCAGGAGGUCAUCCCAGAUCUUGUGGAAGUCUUUCUCCUCAGGAAAAACUUGUCAGGGGCUGCCUUUAACAUCACUAUGGGACCAGAUAAAGACCUCCCUGAAACAACCUCAGGAGUCUUCACUUUUCUGGUGUUUGGAACCGAUGAAGAGGUCCUUAUCCAGAUCAUCACAGAAGUAAAGGUCAUGUUCAAGGCUUUCAUCUAUGAGGGAAGCAAUGUCACCCAUAGCCUCCCGAUUGCUUCCUUCUUGGUUCCCCCUGACAUGCCAACAGUGGCAAAUGAGAGUAAGCUCUUUGACCCUACCUGCAAAGUCAAGUUCAAGGUCCCUCGCCUCAUUUGCCUCAGUCAAUCCCUGCUUGAGGCCACAGUCCAAGACUACUUUGCCUCCAACUGGAGCAUCUCUGUGGUAUUACAGACUCCCCCUAUUGUCAUGGUGCCAAGUGAUCAACUGGUGAAUAUUUCCAUUUUCCUGGCAGAGUGUCUGAAAAUGGAAGGGAAUGAGAAAGAGUGGGACAAGGAGGACUGCAAGGUGGGGGACAAAAGCAGCUGGUGGAGAAUCCAUUGCAUCUGUGAGAUCAAGUCCAAGCCCAUGAAUGAAAGCAAGCCUGGAGAGUCAUGGAAACGCCUAUCCAGAAUCAAAUACCUGUCUGCCCGAAUGAUUGUGAUCCCUAACAGCAUUGACCUGCGAAUGGAAAUCCUCAAGACCAUUCCGCAAAACCCAGUGGCCGUCUUUACUGUGGUCCUCAUCAUUUUCACCUACCUAGUCCUGGCUUUCUGGGCCAUGCACAAAGAUGAAACAGACAGGAUUCGCCGGGAACAUGUGAUCCUCCUUCCUGACAAUGACCCUUACGAUCACAUCUGCUACCUGGUGACCUUCUACACGGGGAGCCGCCUGGGUGCUGGGACCAAGGCCGAUGUCUUUGUCCAGCUCCUGGGGACAGAUGCCUCUAGUGAUGUGCACUGCCUGAGUCACCCCAACUUUACCACUUUCUAUAGGGGCAGCACUGACUCUUUCCUACUGACAACUAGAAGUGACCUGGGGAACCUCCGGGCCAUCCGGGUGUGGCACAACAAUGAAGGCAGCGAUCCCAGCUGGUACCUGAGCAGAGUUAAGAUCGAGAACAUCUUCAACAGGAACAUCUGGCUCUUCUUGUGCAGGUCGUGGCUCUCCAUCAACAAAUCAUUGGAGCAGACCUUUCCAGUGGCUGACAAGGGGCAGCCCAUGAACAAGAAGGACUACUUCCAAAUCUUUGCCUCAGACAACCUGGGCACCAGACACCUCUGGCUGUCUGUCUUUUCCAGUGUGGUCACGGGGCCAUUCAACCGGCUCCAGCGGCUGUCCUGCUGCCUGACUCUGCUCAUGAACACACUGUUGUGUAACAUCAUGUUCUUCAACGUGGAGAAGGAAGUGGAGGUCUCUCCCAUGGAACUGAAGUUCCUGCGAACAAUAAUGAGGGGGAUCGAGAGUGCGCUGAUCUGUGAACCCAUGCAGAUCCUCCUUGUUUCCCUUUUCACCUACUCCCACAGGAAGGUCAAGCCAGUGGCUAUUACCCAGGUAGCUCCCCAUGUUCACCCCUUCAUGAAGUCUCCCUUCCAAAACUGGAAAGAGCGCCUAGAAAUGUGGUACAGCCUCGAGACAGCCCACAAGCAGGCUCCGGGUCGCAGCUUCCUCAGAAAAAUGCAGGCCCAGGGGAGCAACGUUACAAUUCCUGAGGCAGUAGCCAAUGCUAUCACAGAAACUGAGGAGAAGCCCCCCAACUCUGAAGCUUUCCUGGAGAAGAACAUGACUAACACAAAGCCUGUUGAUGUAGCAAUAAGCAGGGAGGAGCAGACUUCUGAAGAGUCCUUGAGUUCAUCAGCCUCCUUGGUAAGAAGAAGCGAUGCAGCAAAGGAGGACCAAGGAGCAGAGCCUGCUUCAGAAGAGUCCCCACAAAAGAGUCCCAAGAAAGUGCUGCUUUUUGAAGCUAAGCCUCGGUUUUUCUUCCACUGGUGGUGCAUCUAUGUGGCUUGGCUCUUGGUCAUCGGCAGUUCUGGUGUGUCCUCCUUUUUCAUCAUCAUGUAUGGUUUAACAUAUGGAUAUGAGAAAUCAAUGGACUGGCUUAUUAGUUCCAUGACUUCCCUGACUGAGUCGAUAUUUAUCAUCCAGGUAGCCAAGAUACUGCUUGUGUCCGGGAUCAGGUCAGGUAGGGCCACGUAUUGUAAGAACAUACCAUGGGCCUCGAGGUAUAAUUACCUUGAGAUCCGACUUCAGGAGCUUGAGUUAAAUGCUGAUGAUUCAAGAGAGCUGCACUAUGAAAUCAUCCGGAUACGAGGCACGAGGAUGUACCAACCGUUAGUCCAGGAUGAGAUCAGAAUAUUCCGAAGAAGGAAGAAAAUUAGGGACAGGGCCCUCAUAUUUUUGAAGAAUAUCAUCAGCCAUUUAAUCUUUCUCACUCUCUUGUUCUGCAUCAUCUCCUUAGCUAGGCCCUCCCACAGCUUCCACCAUAACCAAGCCAUGCAGAAUCAGUUCUCCUUGAAACUCACCACGAUCACCAAACUGGAUGACAUCUACAGGUGGCUCACUGGGGUCUGGUUGCCCUUGAUCCACAAUGAUGAGAACCCAACUUUUAUCUCUAACAGCUGGUCCAAGAUUCUUGGCUCUCCCAAGAUGAGACAAGUGAGGGCCAAGUCCAUCAAAAGAGAGUGUUUCCUCUCUGGCACCAUGGUUGAUAAGUUAAUGAAAAAAGGCAUCCACUGCCACAGCCAGUACAGUCAGGUCAUGGAGGAUCAGAAAAAUUAUGGCAGAUUGUGGAGCACCCGCAGUAAAUUUUCUGUGGAUCCAAGGCCAGUCAGCUUCACGUAUGAGCCAAAUCUCAGAAAAUGGAGCUAUUAUUCCUAUGGAUUGUCUCAUGCCUAUGGAUCAGGGGGCUACCCAUUUUAUUUCUUCCCCACGCAGAAGCAGUAUAAUUCGACGGUACGGCUGCAGGAACUACAAGAAAGCCGAUGGCUCGAUGAAAAGACAUGGGCUGUGAUCCUGGAGCUGACUACCUUUAAUUCUGACACAAGUUUAUUUUGUACCAUCUCAAUUGUCUUUGAAGCAUCCCCAUUUGGGGUCAUCAACCCAAGCCUUGCCAUCCACUCAUUCAGUCUCCCCCUCAUCUAUAGGGAGAGCUAUUUUGAGCUGUAUCUGUAUGGAGGUGCCCUUAUGUUUAUUGUACUGCUUCUGAUCGAUGAAGCCACCAUCAUCUACUGGGAAAAGGAGAACUACGUCAAGAAUGUGUUCAAUUUCCUUAGCCUUGGCCUCAAGUUAAUGUUCCUCAUGCUUAUUUUGCUUUUCUUUGUCAAAUUCAGGUUGACCAAGGACAUCCUUGGUUUUUACCUUCAGAACCCAGAUGGUUUCACCCCAUUUCAUGUAAUUUCCCUUGUGGAUCAGGGACUGGGCAUCAUUCUAGGCUUCCUGGGCUUCCUGACCAUUCUGAAGACGCUGACAUAUUCGCGAUUCUUCUAUGACAUACGGCUGGCCCAGACAACCAUCCUGGCUGCCUUGCCGGGCAUCUUCCAUAUGGCCCUGCUUGUGGGCGUGUACAUCUUUAUGUACGUGACCUUUGGCCGUCUCGUGUUUGGCCAGCACGAAUGGCACUAUAGCAAUCUCAUCCAUUCCACCCAGACCAUUUUCUCCUACUGUGUUUCAGCCUUCAGGGACACUGCAUUUUUAAAUAAGGAGGUCCUUGGGGGUCUGUUCCUGGCCUCAUUCAUGCUGGUGAUGAUCUGCAUCUUAAUUAACUUGUUCCAGGCUGUGUUUCUGUCCACCUACGAGGAGAUGAAACAGCUUGUAUAUGAGGAGCCAGCAGCAGAAGGAGAGGCAAUAACCUUUCUCUUUCACAAGGUGAGGAAUCUCUGGCGCACUCUCACUUGCCGGAAACCUUUCCGGGAGCAGCCCACCUACUUCAGUGAUAUACUCUACGGCCAUCCAGGGAAUCAAAGCCACCAGCGCUUGGGGCUUAAAAGCAGAAACAUCAAUGGAAAGAGGGUGACAUAUGUGGCAGUAUGAGGGGGAGCCAUUCAGAGUCUGUGCCAGCCCCUUGCAUGAAUGAGCCAGUCCCUUAAGUGCUCUAACAGGUUGGCUGCCCGCUCCCAACACCAGUCCUUGGCCCUGGGUCCCCAGAUCCCUGAACUCAAGUGGGUAGUUUCUGUCAGGGUAAGAGGACAGCUAAGGAUGCUUACAAAUAUGUCACUUGGGAGACAUUAUCUUCCUUGAAACAAAUACCUUAGCCUGGUCCAGCCCCAGGCUGGACUGUGCAGAACUCCCAACAAUUGUCUGUCAAUCCUAGGGAAAGCCACCUUAGCUGGUUCUGUCACUGCCCAUCCCUCUGCAUAUUGCACAAAAGCUGUGGGCCUAGGAUUCUGCCAGCUCUUAUGUCUCUUCAUAUAGGGACAUUUUCCUGCCAAGGCACAAUCAGGAGGGGUCCCCAGAGGCACAGGGCUAGAGCAGGGGCUCCCCAAGGACUCUGGGACCACAGUGGGCUUCCACAAUAGGCUAGGACAAUUAGAUUUCCUCAGUGGGCAGAUGGAUCCAGGGCAAGAGAAAUGGCAAUGGAAGUUUUGAGGCAUUAUGGCCUACUUUUCUAGAAGGCUAAGGGUAUUAGGGGGCUCAAACCAUGUACAGAAUUACUUGGGCAAAUGCUCCACUUUGUUCCUGGCUAAAUUCUCUGUUACAUGUUUUCUAAUUCAAUAAAAAGUAUUUUGAUAGUUUGAUAGGUAUGGCACUGAAUAAGUAAAUUAAUUUAGGUAGAAUUGUCAUUUUUAUUAGCUCAUCCUACCCAUUGAACAAUUAAUGUUUUUCUAAUUAUUUAGACCUAGUUUUAAUUGUGUGAAAAAUGUUUUGUAGUUUUGUUCAUAUAAUUCCUGUGUUUGUCUUGGCAAAUAAAUUCCUAAAUAUUUUAUACUGUCUAGCGUGAAUUUCAAUAAAAUUUUUCUUUCUAACUCA